Molecule: messenger RNA, 627 nt
Organism: Chiloscyllium plagiosum (whitespotted bambooshark)
Lineage: Eukaryota; Metazoa; Chordata; Chondrichthyes; Orectolobiformes; Hemiscylliidae
Source: RefSeq, a predicted model, not a curated record
UGCCUCUCUGGUCGUAUUUCAGGAAUCCCGAUGGGAGACCCCAUUGUCAUGGUCAGCAUCUAUCCCACCUUUCCUGAGAAACCUUCCCAGCUUUCAUCUGGGGAGUUCAUUUUCCUGAUGGAUUGUUCCGGAAGUAUGGCCGGCCCAAUGUCUGAGGACUAUUCGAGCGGUGGGCCCACCCGUGUCCAAAGUGCUCAGGGGACGUUACUCCUUCUCCUGAAGAGCUUGCCCUUGGGAUGUGACUUCAACAUCUACAGAUUCGGGAGCAGCUUUAAUUCCUUCUUCCCUGAGAGCGUCGAGUACAAUCAGCAGUCAAUGAAGACUGCCCUGGCGAUGUUGGAUGGUAUGUCGGCAGACAUGGGCGGCACAGAGAUCCUCGAACCCCUCCGUGCCAUUUACAGCAAGCCUUGUAAGGCAUCCCACCCACGGCAGCUCUUCGUUUUUACUGACGGAGAGGUGUCCAACACCAAGAUGGUGAUUGACGAGGUUCAGAAGAACGCCCACAAUCACAGGUGCUUCUCCUUCGGGAUCGGGCAGGGGGCCUCGACACAGCUGAUCAAAGGCAUCGCCAAGGUGGCCUCCGGGAACGCUGAGUUCAUCACCGGCAAGGAGAGGAUGCAGCCAAAG